GCUCAUAUUAUAUAUAGAAUAAUAUGAAAAAUUUAUUGUGUCGAAAAAUUUUCAAAGAAUAUUUUUAUAGCAAAAAAAAUAAAUCGUUAUUAACAUGUCCUUUCAAAAAAGUAAUUCGAGUUACAAAUUUAAUCAUAUUAUCGACUUCCUGUUUCGUUUUGAAGGUUGACAUGAUACUUGGUUUAUAACAGUAUUAACAGGUACGACAAUAAGUUUACCGGACCCACCUUUGACUCGUUUGCUUUCUGCAGUUUUUAUUCAUAUUUUGCAAACGUUUUCAAUAAUGGUCAAUAACGUAUUAGUAUAAUAAUCUGAAAUUUCAUCCAAGCCCAACCAAGUUGAGAAGUUGCCUUAACUUACUUAACUUGGGUACUUUAGUACUUAUUAUAAUAUAGUAAGUUAAAUUGAAUAAGUACUAAGCCUUGCGUGGCUUACUAAACUAAGCUUCUUAGUCUUAGGCCUAACUUACGAAUCUAAGAAAAUCAUAAUAAGAUUAAGAUGUAACCAAUGAAGUCUAUAAAUAUGUUAAACUAUCCUAUAAUUUGAUCAUGAUUUAGCUUCAAAAAUUGUUUAAUAACCUCAUCAGUCAUUCAAUUCAUUCAUGAAUGUGGCUAUAGUCAAAUCUAUUUGUAUGCAGUAUCAUGUAUGGGUAUGGGGCUUACUCUCUGAUUAGGACUAUUGCAUUGGCAUAUCAUACUAUAUUAUAUUUAUAUGAAUAUGUUAUUAGGCUGCGGCUAUUCGGAACCAGUAUCAGAAGUGAUAGGUUGGGUUUAUUAAAAAAUAUUAAAAAUAUUAUUGUUGGGUUUGUAAGAUAAAAGUUGGCAUCGAAUGAAAGAUAAUUAAUAAUUGAAUUGACUAUAUGAUAUAGUAUGUUUGUAAACCUAAUUCUUAAGUUUAACUAAAAUAAACGACCACAAAUGGCAUCCGAAUAGCAUUUAGUCUAAUGGGACCCGGGUCCGUAUAGCGGCGAUGAGUGUCCGGGUCCAUUUUAGGAUUAAUAUUUAUUAAUGCUAUAAUAAAAUAACUAAUUUAAAAUAAUUUUAAUAAUAUUAUGCUUAGUAAAUCAUAACUAUCUAACUAUGUAUUACCAGUACAUUGAAUAUUAUUAUUAGGUGGUUUUAUAUAGCGCAGUUCCCCAGCCUAGGGCUAGGUUCACUGCCACUGUACAUAAAAAUUAGCAAUUACAUAAACGUAUACAUUUAAAAACAAUUGGUGAAAAGCUUGACCUCACCCACCCAAGUACUAUCGAUAUAUACACAAUGUGGCUAUUCUGUUUACUAAGUCUGAGGGGGGUGUCCAUUAUAUAUAAUCUAUGUAAGGUAAUGCGUCCCAUCAAAAAAAAGAACUACUUAUUUUGGACUUUCAGCUAUAGCACAAGAAUAAAAGCUUUUCCUGACAAAUGGACUAAAUGGUUAAAUUUGCAGAUUGGCCUUCAAAGUUAUGAAUGAAACCCUGAGAAUAAUACUAUUGUAAUUUAAAAUUAGUAUAGCCAUAUUAAGUGACUGUUAGUGGUUGCCCAUGACAAUGUGUGCACACAGGAAAUCAUGAUGAUUUAUAAUAUGGAUUCUACCAGGUAUUUAAACCUCAAAAUAUUCUUUUUUAAAUGCCUUUUUUAUUAUGAAACUAAAAUAUUUUGAGGUUAAUAGUGGUAACAAUUGAAGAUUAUUAUAAGUAUUGACAACUUCCACCUUUGUGUAAAUGGCGAUUUUAAGGAUGGCAACUCUGCCCCUAUCAGUGGACAGGGAUUGAAAUUUAACUAAUGGAGAGAAGUUGUAGCCUAAAAAGAAUGAUUAGUUACUGAAGAUCACAAGUGCAGUACCACCAAAAAAGUCAACUGACCACCAGUGAGUUUUUCAUAAAAUUUAAUGUGGAAUGGUGGCCUAUGUGACUGAGUAACAAUUAUUUUCCAAUAUAAAUAUAAAGUUGAAAUGUGAGUUAAAAAAAUGUGUUAGAAAUGUAGUAAAAGAUAUCCUCUAAAGUGAAAAGAUGAAACUUGGGUAGUAAAUUUUACAGAUAGCAAUUAUCAGUGAAAUAAGUCAUGUAACAAAAAUUUAAAACACAGAUUUCUCUGUGCAGAGUAUGAUUUCCAAUAUAAAUUUAGUUGUAGUCUCCCUUACUUAACAAAAGUAGCUUACCUAUAAUGAGUGAUGACGAACCAUUAUUGUUAAGACUAAUGUCAUGUUAAAUCAUGAAAUAAUUAAGACUUGGACUAUGCUAGUCAGUGAUAGUCAAAAGUUGACUCAAAGUCAAAUAAGAUUAAUCAGAUGAGAUAGAAAUUAUCAUCUAUGAAUAUGACUCAUGUUUCUGUAUUACCCCUACAGACUGAAGGAAGUGUAGAUCUAGUAUCUGUAGUCUCAGUCUGUAUUACUCACUGUACUGAAGAUGUAGUGUAAAAGGGGCCAUCCAUAUAUUAAUUGCACAAAAAAGUUAAAUUUUCAAUAUUGUCACUAUUAUAUUACUGUUGUGAUAUCUAGUGAGUUCACUCAAAGCAACUGUAUGAUGAUUAUUAUGAAACUUUUCAGUCAUAUUUUAUAGCUUUUUAAAAUAAUUAGAAAUUAUGGAUUUCGUAUUUUAGGUGACAGCUUUACUAGUAAUAUUAGAUGUAUAAAUAGCAGACUUGUUUACCCUCAAACUCUUAAAAUUGUACAAUAUCAUCACAAAAUCGUUCCAUGUAUUAUCUUAAUAGUAAAAGUAAAAAAGAAACAUACAGUAUAUAUAAAAUGUAUACACCUCAAAAUCGUACAUUGUACGCCAAAAUCAUAAGAGUAAACAGGUCUGAAGUAAGCUAUUUGUGGACUGUUCUAUUUUCAGGAUGAUUUUUGCAAAAUUUUAACAUAAAUAUAUUUAUAAAUUCUGCAAAGAAACAACCAACCAACCCCCCCCCCCCCCCACCCCCAAACAAUAGGAAAAAUCAACGGAUAUGAUAAUCCACUGUACGAGUAUAUUUAGUGUUUAAAACUAUGAUAUGUUUUUCUAGUACCGGUACAACCAAUUAUACUUAUACAUUCAUAUUGGUUUAAAUGUAGAGAAGAAGUUGGUAUUUCCUUCCUGAGUUUACCAGAAAUAUGUACGAAACUGAGUUAGUUCAAAUGCUUCAAAUAAAAGUUUCUUCGAUUGUAAAAUUGUUUGAAAAUAAUUUUUUUAGACAUAGAGCUUGUUUUUAAACAAAUUUUUUUAAAGAGAAUUUGUGAGGGAGAAAUGGGGGAAAAAGUAACAUUUUAAUAUUUUUUAUAAUUUGUAUUCUUGUGUUUUUAAUUCCAUUCGACAACAUUCCUUCCUACAAUUUGGUUUUGUAAAAAUUGGUUUCAUAUUAAUUUAUGGAUACACCUUUCUGGACUUUUAAUCUUUAAUCCUAUAUGAUGCUAUUUGAAUUUGUCUGCAGUUGUGAUGGCGCUGACAAUGUACCCAGCUAUUUGUUCACUCACACCUUCAAUGGCAAGGCUUACAUCAUGCUACUUCAGGUAAAACUAUUUCCAAUUUUCUAUUUUUUAAUUGCAUUGAUUUAUUAAAAAACAAUAAUACACACUAAAUAAUUGUUUGGUCUCUUUAAUGAAAAAUUAAUUUUUAGCAACCAUAGACAUGGCUUAGUGCUUCCUGCUGUUCAUAAUUGCCAGAGUUUUACUGGGCAAAAAGUGCCCUCAUUGUAGACUAUCCUUGAAGCAGAAAGUUCCAUUAUUUUGUUGAUUUAUAUUAUGAUAAUUAUUUUACACAAAGAGGUAUGUGAAGUUAUUUUUAGGCUAACUUAUGAUUUUUAUCGUUACCAGUAUCUUCAGAUAGAUUAUGAUUAUUUUGAAGCAACCAAUCAUCUAUACAUCAUGAUUGAAACAAAAACAAGUCAUUUAUUUCUUGCGAAGUGAAUUAUAUUUUAAUGUUUAUAUUGUGUUUCUCAUAAUCCUGCCACUCUUAAUUAAUGUCAGAAUUGAAUGAAAGAUUUCAAAUCUUAUUCAUACCAGUUAUUCUUCUUGACUUUAGUCUUUAGAAUGAUAUGAAUCAAUUAUUGUGCUCAUUUAAACUUUUCAUUAAAAAGUAAUUACAUUUUUUGCAUUGUUUUUUUCUUCAGUACCUCACAAAAGUUAUAUGAAAUACGUAAACUGGCUAGAAUGAGAAUAGUAGAUAAUAGUGCAAUAGGGAAAGCUGCUGCUCAAUUAGGGAAACCACCUCGUGUCAUUUAUGUAUAUAAUGCAAAAGAGGUAUGUCAUAUUUACAAGCUCUGUCGCUUCUUCUGAACAGUCUGUCUCAAUUCCUACAUUUUGAUAUAGAAACUCAAUAUAUUAGCUUAUUCUGAAAACCUUGGCCUUUUCAUCUCUUUCUUAAUAGCUUUGCUAUAAGUCAAAUUGUUUCCAAAAUAUAUAAUAAAAUAUAAGAUAUCAAAACGUAAAUGACAUAGUAUUGCUACACUAUGAGGAGAGUACAGCAUAAAUUAAAUUUAAAAAAAAAUGUUUUUAACUUUUUUGUUGUUGAUAAGUUCUAGUAUUUUAGAGUGAUGAUAUUGUUCACGGCAGUGUUAGUUUAAGUAUUAUUUUCUUUGUUUCUUCUGCUGUUCUCGAUUUAUUUUAGUAGCCGGUAAGAAUUUCCCAAUAGCAAAUGUGAACAAGUUAUGUUUGAGUCUAAUCCACCUGGGCAUUUUAUUCUUUGCUGGGAAUGGCCCUGUGUGAAUUUAAACCUACUACCCACAUUUUUCAAGACAGACAUCGUUACUACUGUGCCACAUCACCAGCAAAACAACUUCCUAUAAUUUACACAAAGUAAUAAGAAUGUAAAAUAUAAUAAUACAAUAAAAUAUAUUUAUCAAUCUCAUUCCAACACUUUUUAAAAUAAUAAAACAAGAUUGAAAUAUUGUAUAUGUGUUUUUAUGUGAUAUCUCCUACCAUACACAUACAGUUUACAGCUUCUCAGAACUACCAAAGUGUAUAUCUUCAUUUCUCCCCAGGUUGGCAUGUUAGGAGACAAAGUUCUGGUAACAGUAAAAGGAGAGAUGAAACGAGCCUAUAUAGUUGGCUUGAAACAGAAGCAGUACCCCAAUGUCCCUAGAAUGGACACAAACAACAUUGUUUUAGUUGAUGAUAACGGCAGCCCUUUGGGCAACAGGAUUAUGGUACCAAUUCCAUCAGCGCUCAGAGGGAAAGGCGGAGACCUCACCAAAAUUUUGUCACUGGCCACCAAAUUUGUUUAACUUAUGCAUCGUCCAAAUUUCAAUGAAGAAAUCAUUGCUACUAUAUCAUUGUGUUUUGUUGAAAUAUUUUUAAAUAUAAUUUUUGCUGCACAAAUUAUUUUGUGGGGAUGUAGUUAUGGAUGGGUGAGCAAAGUAAAAUAAUGCAGGUCUUGCAUGUAAAACAUCUUUUCCCUAAGUACACAUUUAAGAGAUAUUUAUAUUUAUUGAAAACUAAUGAAAAUUAUUUUUAUGUGAAUCAACCAUAUCAAUAACUUAUAAGGCUUUUCAUACAAUGUCAAUCAUUCAGUUUAUGAUACCGCUACCUAAAAAAAUGCAAUAGUUUUCAAUUUGUCUUUACCAAGCAACUGUCUUUAGUAACUUUUUCUAAAGCACAGCAUUUAAGUAUUUAAAAAAUAUCUUUCGUCUCUUUGAGGAGCGUCAUCCAUGCAAAUUACUUCUAUUAGAUUAAAUGGAUCAAAUUACAGGUCCCACCUUACUUUGUAAAUAAAAAAUUGCAUCAAACAUCAAUUAAUAUUUCUUUAUAUCAAAACCUUGUGAUACACCUGUGAGUCUUUUGCAAUACACAGUUAAAAUCCCUUACCUUAAUUUUUUUGUUCAUUCAACAGCUUUCAAUUGACUUAAAUUAAAAACUCUCAAAUUUUGUGAUUACAUUUAGCUCAUUGUCAAUUUUCAUUUCAUCUUAAAAUUUCAAGAAUUUCACAAAAGUAAAAAUAAAAUUGAAAGGAA
Messenger RNA from Lymnaea stagnalis (great pond snail), 5899 nucleotides. The record is from the annotation of a GenBank genome assembly. Lineage: Eukaryota; Metazoa; Mollusca; Gastropoda; Lymnaeidae.